CAUUUGAUUUGAUUUUAAAGGGCAGGAGGAAGAAGAAGGAAAUGGCGACCUCAGCAGGAGCCGGUACCGGUUCCUCCGGCGGCCGCUUGGUCCAGUACGUGGUGGUUCGGUCGGAUCUGGUUCACAAACUGUCGUGGCCGUUAGGAGCCGUUAUAACUCAGGCCUGCCACGCCGCUGUCGCCGCCAUUCAGCUGAACUACGCGGAUCCGGACACGCAGCGGUACCUCCGGGAGCUGGACUCUAUGCACAAAGUGGUGCUGGCGGCUCCAGACGAGGCCUCGCUGUCCCGUCUGUCCCAGAGUCUGACCCAAGCCCGUGUGGACCACAAGCUGUGGGUGGAGCAGCCCGAGAACACGGCCACCUGCUUGGCUCUGAAACCGUACCCCAAAGACGCCGUCCAGCCGCUGCUGCACAAAUUCAAAUUGUUCAAAUGACUGAGGACAAGUUACUGGGACGAUCACCGAGGAAACAGUUGUCAGCGUGUGAUCAGCUGAUCACUGUAUGUCAUCUUCAGAUGACAUUAAAGUGUGACGGGGAACACGUCACCGCAUUCAACGGGUCGGUAAGACCGACAGCGGAGACGCACCGCAACAUGAAUCCUGUUUCACAAUCAAUCAAUCAAUCAAUUUUUUUAUAUAGCGCCAAAUCACAACAAACAGUUGCCCCAAGGCGC
Messenger RNA from Thalassophryne amazonica, 673 nucleotides. It is a transcript of the gene ptrhd1, whose product is annotated as peptidyl-tRNA hydrolase domain containing 1. NCBI's taxonomy places the organism in Eukaryota, Metazoa, Chordata, Actinopteri, Batrachoidiformes, Batrachoididae. Bases 42 to 434 code for a protein of 130 amino acids. The record is from RefSeq and is a predicted model, not a curated record. The transcript has 3 exons. Gene Ontology annotation, molecular function: peptidyl-tRNA hydrolase activity.